Molecule: messenger RNA, 1194 nt
Organism: Symbiodinium natans
Lineage: Eukaryota; Dinophyceae; Suessiales; Symbiodiniaceae
Source: the annotation of a GenBank genome assembly
AUGGCCCCAUCGAUGGCGCGACGCGCCCGAGGCGUACGGCGCGGCGCCGCCACUCCGUGGCGGGCAGUGCUGGCGACAGGCUUCCUGUGCCUCAUCCUCUUCGACUCGGCCUUUGUCCUGCCGCGGGCAAAGCCCCGAACGAUCCGCGUGGCUGCCCGCCAAAGUUGGGUCGACGAGUUCCAGGACUUCCGCGAUAGUGGUUACGACGUGGCCAAGCUCAUGUUGAAGAAGGCAAAGGAGACCGGGAAGGGAGAUCGUCUCCUUGCAGCUUCUCGCACGCUCUCCGACGGCGACACCUCUGACGAGGGUGGCGCCGCUUCCGCACUCCACGCCAUCCGGGACAUGUUGGGGUCUCAGGAGGGCAUCCUCCAACGUGAGCUCACAGGGCUCCGGAGCCAGCUUUCCGCCUUGGACACGCGCUUUUCGCAAGUACAAGAGCGGCUGCAAGAAUCGGAGGAGCGUGAGGGGCUUCUUGGCAAGCGGCUGACAGCGGCGCUAAAGCAGGAGCGGGAGUUGAAGUUCGCCCUCGAGACCGCGCGGCAGCAGUAUGAAACUGUGUCUGAGGAGCUCGAGUCGCUACAGGACUCCGAGACGAAGCUGAAGCGUCAAGUCCAAGACUUGGUCCUGCGGGAGCAGGAGCUCAAGAACGCCGACGUCGUGCGACCGAAGGAUAUGGAGGAAGUCGAGGCUCUGCGGAAAGAGCGGGAUGAGCUGCUUCAGCGUCUUGAGAUGCUCACGAAGCAGGGCGAGAACUACGGCCAAGAGCUACAAGCUUCGAUGCAGCGGGAGGCGCAACUCCAGGCGGCACUGGACAAUUCCACGGAGCAGAUGGCGGAGCUCGUCUGCGCCCUGACGGAGUCACGCGCCAGAGAGGCCGAACUGCAGGGACAGCUGUCUGCGGCUUUGCAACGGGAAGAGGCCGUUCAGCUGGACCUGGCCGAGUCACGGAACCGCGAGAACCAACUCCAGUCGGAGCUGGAGGAGCAGGCUCAGCGGUUGGCGGACGCGCUCUCGGCGCAGGAGCAGCUUGCUGAGCGGCUGGACGAGACCCUGCGGAAGGCAACUACGGUGGCCGCAGAUCUCACGAAAUCCCGCAAGCACGAAGUUGCGCUGAUGAAGGACCUCAAAGCCUCGCUGGAUAGGGAAGAAAUCUUGAAGGAGGAGUUGGAAGCCGUCGCGCGGCCGGUCUCCUGA